This is a messenger RNA of Sphenostylis stenocarpa, 321 nucleotides long. The record is from the annotation of a GenBank genome assembly. NCBI's taxonomy places the organism in Eukaryota, Viridiplantae, Streptophyta, Magnoliopsida, Fabales, Fabaceae.
AUGUCUUACACCGACUCCAUUGUUGUCAUUAUGUUGACAUCGAGGAUUGAGGCUGUUGGAAGACGAAGGUUGUUGGAAGAAGAACAGGGUUUACGACACGAAACAAUUACAAAAUGGCUGGAUCCAGAAGCUGCUGCGCUCAGCCGAGAUGCCUUGGCAAAGAUUGUGUACUCAAGAUUGUUUGACUGGUUGGUUGAUAAAAUUAAUAAUUCUAUUGGUCAAGACCCUGAAUCAAAAUCCUUAAUUGGUGUGCUGGUUAUUUAUGGCUUUGAGAGUUUCAAGGCUAACAGGUUUGUAACUGGCACACCUUUUGUUGUGUAA